Molecule: messenger RNA, 574 nt
Organism: Aaosphaeria arxii CBS 175.79
Lineage: Eukaryota; Fungi; Ascomycota; Dothideomycetes; Pleosporales
Exons: 3
Coding region: 1-447 (148 amino acids)
Source: RefSeq, a predicted model, not a curated record
AUGGGGCACUCCCACAGGAGGAUAUCCUUGGGCGCCAAGGGUCGGGCGACAGAAUUUGCAUCGAAGAAGCGCAAACCCGAGAGCAACAACACAAACGGCUAUGGCGUGGCAAACGGCGCAGCACCGGCAGCAGAUGAUAAAGCGAUUCUCUUCGACUCUACCACAAAAGCAUGGAAGAUAGAUCCGGCUGUCAGUUUCUCAAUACCACAGCGCAAGAAAUUGACGUUGGAGUUGGUGUCGGGUAAAGGAGGCGGCGUCAGGACCAUCGGCGCAAGCGGAAGUGUUGAAUUCAGUGUCGCGUGGAAGGAUGUUGAUAUAUCGAAUGUUCUGUCUACCUGUUCCCGAAAAAGGAAAGCACCAGCACAAUUUCAUCGUUCUCCCAUUCCACGCCGACAGCGUGAACCUACUACUGAGAACAUUAAUCUACCCCUCCAGAACCUAUCCUGAACACUUUCGAAUGAGCAACAGGGAAGAAUAUAAUUAAGUAUGAAGAUCAGGCCUAACACCUUUUGCGGAGGCAAUAGACGAGUGUUUGAAGGCAGCUGGUGUGCGGAAGCGCGCAACCUUCCCCACC